AUGGUCGUCGCAACAACGGAUGUCUGGCCCAACACGGCAGGCUUCGACACGGACUACGAAGAGCACGAGCCCGUGGAGCUCACCGUCAAAGGCACCAUCCCAAGGCAUGCUGCAGGUGUACUUUAUCGGACAGGUCCGCUCGGCUACAAGGCGAAGACGAACGACGGCAAGAUCUGGGCAGCAAGACAUUGGUUUGAUGGAUUCUCAUGUGUCCAUCGUUUCCAGAUCGACUUUCCCGACGCGGACGGCCCAGCGAAGGUUACAUACCGUUCGCGACGCACGGUGGAUGAGUACCUUGAGAUUGUUCGUACGACCGGAAAAUUGGACAGUACCACGUUUGCUGCAAAGCGUGAUCCAUGCGAGAGCUUCUUCUGGAAGGUCAUGAGUAUGUUCCAGGCAUCACAGAAUGAGCGCAAUGUCGGUGUCACGCUCUCCAUAAAUAUGGCAGGAAGUGACAAACUCAACAAAGGCGCGAAACCGACUGCCAACGGUCACACCAGUGGCAUUGAGACUCUUCAUGCCCGAACAGAUUCUAGUGCCAUCAAGGAGAUCGACCCAGAGACGUUGGAACCGCGCGGUUAUGCACGUCAAGAACGCCUUCACCCGGAGUUGAAAGGGCCUUUCUCUGCCGCCCACGCCAAGUCUGACCCCCAGACGGGUGAUAUGUACAACUUCAAUCUCGACUUUGGAUACAAGAGUACUUACCGCAUCUUCCGCGUCUCGGCAGCAUCUGGCGAGACAGACAUACUCGCUACUUUCCAUGGCACGCCUGCAUACAUUCACUCGCUGUUCUUGACUGAGAACUACGUCAUUCUCUGUGUCUGGAACAGUCACAUCACAUGGGGUGGCGUUUCGCUCAUGUACCACAAGAACGUUGUCGACUCUAUCGCGCCCUUCGACCCCAACUCCAAAGCAACAUGGUACGUUGUCGACCGCCGCGAAGGCAAGGGACUUGUAGCAACGUACGAAAGCAUGCCUUUCUUCUGCUUCCACAGCAUCAACGCCUGGGAAGAGCCAUCAGCUUCUGAUCCUAGCAAGACCGACAUCAUCACCGAGCUCAGCAUGUUUGAGAACCUAGACAUCGUCAAGCGCUUCUACUACGACAACAUCAUCUCUUCCAUCGACACGCCUGACUAUGAGGGUGAGAAGCGCAGGCUGUGCCUUCCGAUGCAGGCGCAGUUCCGCCUUCCGAGCGUCAACGCUGGUGUUCCUGCUACGAUGCCCGCUGAGCUUCUCUUUCAGGCCGACAAGUUCAAGUCGAUGGAGCUGCCCACGCUGAACCCGGCAUACCUGACCAAGCGCCAUCGCUACACAUAUGGAUGUGCCGACCGUCUCCGGUCUUCGUUCUUCGACGGCCUUGUCAAGUUUGACAACAAGACUCAGGAAGCCAUCUACUGGGAAGUUGAUGGUCACACGCCUGGCGAAGCGAUCUUCAUCGCUGACCCUGAAGGUGUGGAAGAAGACGAUGGCAUACUGUUGAGUGUGGUCUUGGACGGCUAUGCGGAGAAGAGCUACUUGCUCGUGCUCAACGCGAAGGACUUGACGGAGAUGGGAAGAGCUGAGAUGGCGGGGCCGAUGAGCUUUGGGUUUCAUGGGACGUUUAAGGAGACGUAUAAGACAUAUCGAGGGGAUGUUUGA
Alternaria incomplexa is the source of this 1638-nucleotide messenger RNA. RefSeq lists its product as uncharacterized. Gene Ontology annotation, biological process: carotene catabolic process. The transcript has 2 exons. The record is from RefSeq and is a predicted model, not a curated record. Gene Ontology annotation, molecular function: carotenoid dioxygenase activity. Lineage: Eukaryota; Fungi; Ascomycota; Dothideomycetes; Pleosporales; Pleosporaceae. Bases 1 to 1638 code for a protein of 545 amino acids.